Molecule: messenger RNA, 1281 nt
Organism: Prosopis cineraria
Lineage: Eukaryota; Viridiplantae; Streptophyta; Magnoliopsida; Fabales; Fabaceae
Product: gibberellin 2-beta-dioxygenase 5
Exons: 3
Coding region: 106-1176 (356 amino acids)
Molecular function (GO): dioxygenase activity
Source: RefSeq, a predicted model, not a curated record
GCGCAUAUACACCAUGAGUAUAGCUGAUUCUACUGUAAAAGAAUACCACCGAAAAAAACUCUUUAAAUAAUCGCCUCACUCUCUCUCUCUCUCUCUAAUCAGAAUAUGACCGACUUGGACUCCUACCCUCCAGCCCUGCGCCACCACUUAAUCAGCCACCACCCAUCCUCCGACGACGACCGCCGCCGCCGCGAGGAACCAGACUUGGACGGGAUCACCACCGGUUCGCAUGCCGUGCCGGUGAUAGAUCUCGAAUGCUUAUUGAACGAAGAUGACGAGAUGAUGAAGAAGCUGGACGAGGCUUGCAAGGAUUGGGGGAUAUUCCGGUUAGCCAAUCACGGAGUUCCGUUAACCCUGAUAUCCCAACUUCACGACGUUGCCAAACAGCUAUUUUGCAUGCCCUUUGAAUCCAAACACGCCUCCUUUGGUGAUGGUAGUGGUGGCCCAGUUGUUUACUUCUGGGGUACCCCUGCCCUAACCGCGGCCGGGAGAGGCGUAUCUGGAGAUCCAAACAAGAUCAAUUUCUUUGAAGGAUUCAAUGUUCCACUGGCACCACUUCAUGAGUUUCAGCCUCAGCUUCCUCUGCUUGAGUGUUUCAGAGCUGUGCUGUUCGAGUAUGGAAAGCACCUUUCAAGAAUAGUGAGAUCUUUAUUUGAAGCAAUGGCGAAGAAGCUGGAUCUGAGUAUAGAGAAGUCGAUGAUGAGCUCGUACGUGGCAGACAAGAAGACAGGGUUCAUGCGAGUUUAUCGUUAUCCUCGAAACCCUAAUUCAGACAACAACGUUGGUUCUUGGGGCAUGGAGCCUCACACAGAUAGCUCUGUGCUGUCCAUUCUGAACCUCCAUGCUCAAGAUUCUGGACUCGAGGUCCUCAGAGAUCAUCAAUGGCUUCCUGUUCAGUCCAUUCCCAAUACUCUCACUGUCAACAUUGGCGACAUGAUGCAGAAACAGGCGAUAAGUGAUGAUAGAUACAAAAGCGCGUUGCACAGAGUGAAGAUAAACCAAGAGAAAGAGAGAAUCUCAGUGUGUUACUUCGUGUUCCCAGACGACGACCUUGUCAUCCAGAGUUCCAACUACAAGCCCUUCACGUACAGUCAUUUCAGAUCACAAGUCCAACACGACAUCAAAACCAUUGGUCAUAAAGUUGGACUCUCAAGGUUCGCUCAUCAAACUAGCUAAUGGCCAUCAUCAUUAAUGAGUGAUCUUCACAGACAAAAUAGUAUGUAUUUGAGAAAUGAAAUUAAAUAAUAUUGUACUUCCUCCGUCUCAAAUUAUAAGACCUUU